AUGAUCCCCGGUGAUCCCUUUCGAUCCCUUUCGAUCUCGUUCGUCGACGUGGAGGACGUCUGGGAACGAGGACAGGAUCCCGACGUUCUCGUUCCUCUCAUACUUUUCCUUCCUCGUUUUACGAGUCUUCGGCAGCGGCUCGAAACGUCGUACCGAGCUGCAAUCCCCUUCGUAUGUGGAUCCGGUCCGAACGAUUCGACCUAUUCCCGAGGAACGAGAGCCUCGUCGGGAGGCCGUGCAGAGGAAGUUCUCGUGGGAACGGCCAUCCGUUCCGGAGCGCGGCUCCGAAGGAAGGUUCCGACUCGGCGGGGCCGGAGCUUAUCUCGAGGCCCGGGCGGGAAUAGAGGCGCCAUGAGGAAAAUCUCACGGGAUUCCCCAUCUCGCAUCCUUAGUGUUGGAUCCACGAAGAAGAUGAAGACUCGGUGGAAUCGAAUGGGGCCGGGCCUGGGUUGGGCCUUGCUUCUCCUGGUCUCUUCGUCUCCGUCGGCGGCUCACCCGGUCGCGGAAAAGAAACCGGGAAGACCCGAGGUCACCCCCGACAUGACCGGCCCCUACUUUCAAGGCGACAUCAUGACCUUACCCGGCCAAGAUCCCCAAAACGUCCGGCCGCACGUUCUCCGACGAGACGAUUCGGGAGGAGAGUCGAAGACCUGCGACGUGAACUUCUUCUCUGGAACCGAGUUUCGUGGGGUUCGUCCCAUCGUUUCUCGUCGGCUGGCCGCAGAUAGACGCGUCCUCGCCUCGUCCUCGAUGCGUCCCUCCCUCGUUCACCGAGUAGCCCUCAUCCUUUCUGCACGCGUCCGGCCCAGUCGGGUGGAGCGAGAGAACGUUGCAAUCCGCCAAGAACAGAGGCAGGUGUUCGCGCAGGCCAUCUCCAUCUACGAGAGAAGCACGUGUCUCCGAUUCCGAGAGAGAACCUCCGAAGACUCCGGCUACAUCAACGUCGUCCCCGACGCCGAUACCACUUGCAGCUCUUACGUCGGAUACAUGGGGUCGAGUCAAGAGAUGAGGUUGGCGGAUCGGUGCUUCCAGAAGAUCGGCAUCGUCCUCCACGAGAUCAUGCACGCCAUCGGCUUCUACCACGAGCAGAGUCGGGCCGAUCGCGACGAUUGGGUCGUCAUCAAUUGGUCGAACAUCGAAGAAGGGAAGGAGCAUAACUUCGAAAAAUACAGUCUGGACGAGAUCACGCACCUGGGCACGGAAUACGACUACGGGAGCGUCUUGCAUUACGGGGCCUAUGGAUUCGCCAUCGAUCCCGACGUUCCGACCAUCGAUCCCAUCUUUGCGGAGCCCGGUGACAUCGGUCAACGAGAGGGUUUCAGCGAAAACGACCUCAUCAAAAUCAACCGCCUCUACGAGUGCCCGCAACACUAACGUCCGCGACGAGAACUCGGGAAUAAAUAUAUUCUGCAGGCGAGAAA
This is a messenger RNA of Darwinula stevensoni, 1421 nucleotides long. The record is from the annotation of a GenBank genome assembly. NCBI's taxonomy places the organism in Eukaryota, Metazoa, Arthropoda, Ostracoda, Podocopida, Darwinulidae.